GCAACACUGUCUCCUCACUACACGUUAGGAUACCCCAAUUUGGUCAUUAUGCCAGUGAAAUCCUUCCUCAAAAAGCUGUGUGCCCGUACCUCGGAGUCAAUCCAUAACAAUCAUUCACGUCGAGCAAGUAAAGAAGAUGAAACAUACCAUUCUGAGUCCAAUCCCGACUACCUCAAAGGCUUACUGGCUGCAUCCGACAGGUCACUUCGACCUAUUAGAGCCAGCAGUACUCCCAAACAUGACUGGAGCUUCGCUGACCAAGAAGUAUGGAUAUUCAGAACCUUAGUCGAGGUGUGCAAUCGACCGGACUAUAAUGCUUACGAUAUCGUCAAAACUUACAGGAGGGAAAAUGAUCGGGAGGAUUUAUACUUGUUAGAUGAAGAGGAGUGGUCGAAAAUCUUGGGGAGCUCGAAAGAUGGCGCGACAGUCCAUAGCAUCUUGAGGAACAUUGAGAGGAGAGGAAAGCCCUGGCUCAGAGAUAACAUGUCCAGUACCGGAUCCGAAGUCGAUUCGAAGGGCCAACAAAUUGAUCACCGUGAUAAUACUCCGUCUAGAACAACGAAUAUACAUUUUUAAGAUUCUCGAAGUUCAGGGAUACGUCUAUCACCAGCUCAUAGUUUUCAAAAACAAGCAUGAGGUGUUCUCAGGGAGGAAUUGAUAUAAGUUUCAAAUUACUCCCUA
This is a messenger RNA of Botrytis cinerea B05.10, 681 nucleotides long. RefSeq lists its product as hypothetical. NCBI's taxonomy places the organism in Eukaryota, Fungi, Ascomycota, Leotiomycetes, Helotiales, Sclerotiniaceae. The transcript has a single exon. Bases 49 to 576 code for a protein of 175 amino acids. The record is from RefSeq and is a predicted model, not a curated record.